ACAUAAUUUGUUGCAUGUAAACAACAUUACUAUAUAUGCAAUAUCUGACAGGGUUCAGAGAAAGAGAACUGCAGAAUCAAGUCUCUGAUAAAACAGUUAUUGGAGAUGGAAAAUUUAGUGGCUUUGGUGGUGAUUCUGCUGCUGCUGCUGCUGGGGUCGUUGACAUUAACAAUGGGAGAUAGUGGUUUUGAAACAGAGGUCACAUAUGAUGGAAGAUCCCUUAUCAUUGAUGGCCACAGGAGAAUACUCUUUUCAGGUUCCAUUCACUAUCCUCGCAGCACUCCUCAGAUGUGGCCAGCGUUGAUAGCAAAAGCGAAAGAAGGAGGACUCGAAGUGAUUCAGACUUAUGUGUUUUGGAAUCUACACGAGCCCCAAAUCGGACAGUAUGAUUUCAGUGGUAGAUAUGACUUGGUGAGAUUCAUAAAGGAAAUCCAAGCUCAAGGGCUGUAUGUGUGCCUCAGGAUUGGGCCUUACAUUGAAAGUGAAUGGACUUAUGGGGGAUUUCCGUUCUGGUUACAUGAUAUUCCCGGCAUUGUAUACCGAACUGACAAUGAACCAUUCAAGAUGUACAUGCAAAAUUUCACGACAAAAAUAGUAAGCAUGAUGCAAUCAGAGGGUUUAUAUGCUUCUCAAGGAGGCCCAAUUAUACUGUCGCAGAUCGAGAAUGAAUAUCAAAACGUGGAAAAAGCAUUUGGAGAAGAUGGAUCACAGUAUGUUGAGUGGGCUGCAAAAAUGGCACUGGGCCUGAAGACUGGCGUGCCCUGGGUUAUGUGCAAGCAAACUGACGCUCCUGAUCCAGUGAUUAACACAUGCAACGGAAUGAAAUGUGGAGAAACUUUUACAGGACCGAACUCCCCCAAUAAGCCUGCAUUGUGGACAGAGAAUUGGACUUCUUUCUAUCAAGUUUAUGGUGGUGAGGCGUACAUAAGGUCUGCGAAAGACAUUGCAUUCCAUGUCACACUUUUUAUUGCAAGAAAAAAUGGAAGCUAUGUCAAUUACUAUAUGUACCAUGGCGGAACUAACUUGGGGAGAACAACCUCUGCUUAUGUCAUAACAUCCUAUUAUGAUCAAGCUCCACUUGAUGAAUAUGGUUUGUUAAGACAACCCAAGUGGGGACAUCUCAGGGAGUUACAUGCAGCAAUCAAGUCCUGUUCUACCACUUUAUUGGAAGGAAAGCAGAGCAUUUUCUCUUUAGGACAACGGCAGGAGGGUUAUGUUUUUGAAGAAGAAGGGAAGUGUGUUGCUUUCCUUGUAAACAAUGAUGAUGUGAAUAUGUUUGAUGUCCAAUUUCGCAACAGAUCAUACAAGUUGCCUCCAAAGUCAAUCAGUAUAUUACCAGAUUGUCAAAAUGUAACUUUCAAUACCGCAACUGUAAAUACAAAGAGCAACAGAAGAGUCAUAAGUCCAAUUCAAACUUUCAGCUCAGCGGAAAAAUGGGAGCAAUUUCAGGAUGUCAUCCCUAAUUUUGACCAGAUUUCGUUAAUAUCAAACACAUUACUUGAGCAAAUGAAUGUAACCAAACACAAAUCAGAUUAUCUAUGGUAUACUCUAAGGUUUGAAAAUAAUUUCUCUUGUAGUGAACCAAUACUCAAUAUUCAGUCUGCAGCUCAUGUUACUCAUGCUUUUGCAGACAACACAUACCUAGGAGGGGCACAUGGAAAUCACGAUGUGAAAUCAUUCACCACAGAGGUCCCCCUAACACUGAAUAAAGGGACAAACAAUAUAUCCAUACUAAGCGUUAUGGUUGGAUUCCCGGAUUCAGGAGCAUUUCUUGAACGAAGAUUUGCUGGCUUAACAACAGUGGAAAUUCAGUGCAGUGAGGGGUCCUUCGAUCUGACCAAUUCUACAUGGGGAUAUCAGGUUGGGUUACUGGGAGAGAAAUUACAAAUAUAUGAACCAAGUAGUAACGCUGUUCAAUGGGGUCCAUUAGGGAAUACUUCCAAUCAAAAUCUCAUUUGGUACAAGACAUCAUUUGAUAGAGCUAAGGGUGAUGAGGGUGUUGCCUUGAAUCUUGAAUCAAUGGGAAAAGGGGAAGUUUGGGUGAAUGGACAAAGCAUUGGUCGAUACUGGAUCUCCUUUCACCAUUCUAAAGACCAGCCUUCACAAAUACUGUACCAUGUGCCGGGAUCGUUCCUCAAAGAUACUGAAAAUGUUUUGGUUUUGUUUGAAGAAGAAGGUGGGAAUCCUCUUCACAUCUCCCUCAACACGGUUACCACUACAAAUACGGAUGACUAAACCAUUUCCCAAACUUAAUUUAUAAAUUAUACAAAGAAAAAAAGAAAAAAGAGAAACACACUUGAGGCAGGAUAGAAAUUUUUUCUUGUGCCAUUCAUAGAUUCAUACAGAAUCAAUUGAUACAAGAUGUAUUUUCUUCCAAGUUUGAUUGGGAUUGGUAACUCUUUAGGAAUUUGUUGU
Messenger RNA from Vigna umbellata (rice bean), 2415 nucleotides. Its product is annotated as beta-galactosidase 6-like. The record is from RefSeq and is a predicted model, not a curated record. Gene Ontology annotation, molecular function: hydrolase activity, hydrolyzing O-glycosyl compounds. NCBI's taxonomy places the organism in Eukaryota, Viridiplantae, Streptophyta, Magnoliopsida, Fabales, Fabaceae. Gene Ontology annotation, biological process: carbohydrate metabolic process.